GCGUACGCCCUUCCACUUCCGGCAACUAGUUUACUUUUAUUUGCCGCUCGGUGUUCAUGUUUUCCACAAUUGAAUUUCUGGAAUUGUGACUUAAAAACCUUCCCCAAAACACACCUUCGUACAUUCCACGAGUAGUCGACAACCAGGCCACUAUUUACUUACAAACAUUCUACAAUGGCAAACGCGCUGGAUAUUUCACCUAAAGGAGACGGCGGCGUUCUAAAGGAAAUUUUGGUAGAAGGCGACGGCGAGAAGCCAUCCGGGGGAUGUAAAGUCAAAGUGCACUACACCGGAACGUUGCUCGACGGUACCCAAUUUGAUUCAAGUCGAGAACGAAACUCUCCUUUUGAAUUCGAUUUGGGAAAAGGUAGCGUCAUUAAGGCUUGGGACAUCGGUGUGGCGACAAUGAAAAAGGGGGAGCGUGCAAUGUUAACUUGUGCACCCGAGUACGCGUACGGCGAAGCCGGGAGCCCUCCAAACAUUCCACCAAAUUCCACGUUGAAAUUUGACGUGGAAGUUCUCGAGUGGGAAGGCGAAGAUUUAAGUCCGAAAAAAGACAAAUCCAUCGAACGCUUUAUUAUAGACGGCGGUGAAGGUUAUACGUCACCAAACGAAGGUGCACAGGUCGAAGUUCACUUGGUGGGAAAGUAUAACGAGACCGUUUUCGAGGAGAGAGAUGUCGCAUUUGCUCUGGGCGAAGGGUCAGAGGAGAAUGUAAUUGAUGGUGUCGAAAGGGCCUUGUCGAAAUUUAAAAAGGGCGAGAAGUCAGAGUUAAUUAUACAGUCUAAGUAUGCGUUCGGCGACGAAGGCAGUAAAGAAUUUAACAUUCCUCCCGGUGCGACGGUGCGGUAUAUUGUCACUUUGAAAACAUUUGAGAAGAUGAAGGAAUCUUGGUCUAUGGACGCCGCAGAAAAAAUUGAACAAGCAAAACUGCUAAAAGACAAAGGUACCAAGUAUUACAAAGAUGGCAAACUAAAUCUCGCGAUUAAAAUGUACAAAAGACUCAUCACGAAUCUUGAUGCUGAUUCCAAUCAAUCGGACGAGAAGAAGUCCUUGAAACUUUCCGCGAAUCUCAACCUCUCGCUGUGCUACUAUAAGUUAAAGGAAUAUUUCGAAACGCGACAGUCGGCGACGGCCGCGAUCGAGUUGGAUUCGAAAAGCGUGAAGGCGUUCUUUCGACGUGGACAGGCUCUGCUGGCUUUGGGCGAACCCGAGCUCGCGAGUAAGGAUUUCGCCGUCGUUUUAGACAUCGAACCCGAUAACACGGCGGCGAAGGCGCAACAGGCGCUGUGCGCCAAAACUCUGAAACAGCAGUUAGAGAAAGAAAAGCGAAUUUACGCGAACAUGUUCGAUAAGUUCGCCAAAAUGGACGCUCAGAAAGAAGAAGAUGAGAAGAAAAAACAGCCCGACGUUAUGUCGUCGUUGGGUGAGUGGGGCAAAGAGGAUCGUCAUAGGGAGCCGAGCGAAUUUGAAAAGGAAAAUCCGAACAUUCUUAUGCUUAAUGGUAGUGGUGAGUUUAAGGAUAUGUAGUGUUUUUUGUACUUGUAGCCCAUUAAGUUUAACGAAUCGUCAAUAAAUGUGUCAGUAAAAAG
Molecule: messenger RNA, 1592 nt
Organism: Photinus pyralis (common eastern firefly)
Lineage: Eukaryota; Metazoa; Arthropoda; Insecta; Coleoptera; Lampyridae
Gene: Fkbp59
Product: FK506-binding protein 59
Exons: 8
Coding region: 175-1530 (451 amino acids)
Molecular function (GO): protein binding; peptidyl-prolyl cis-trans isomerase activity
Source: RefSeq, a predicted model, not a curated record